AUGACGUCUUCUGGCGAACCUACGGAGACAGACGCCUUGUUGUCAUUAUCUCCCUCGAAUAUACAAGUAAAUGUCUCAGCUACUAGUGACGAUGAUAGUGAUACACUCUCUUCUGGUCAAGACGUGGUCGCUAGUGACGCACCAGGUCGUCACUUUACGGCCUUGACACGCACUGCGUCAUCCCUACGCUCUCCCUCCUCAAUCUUUCGCUCGCCUCUUGUGCCUCAUUUUGUCCUGGAUGGACCAAGUGGGAAAUCCGCUAGUCGUCACGCAGCACCGUCAUGUCAUUUACCUCAAUCUGCGCCUCAAGCCUACGGCGUCCUACGGACUCAUUCGUUUCCAAGCGACUUGUAUUCUGGAGCUCGGUUCUCUCGUUUUGAGAUUGAAGAAGCGUUACGACAACGUAAUGGGACAACGUUAUUGGAUUGGCUCAAGGGCAAAGGACGUAAUCCAUUCUCCGCAGCCAUGCGGAAACAAGAACAAAAGGAAAAGGAUCGAGAAAAACGUACCAAGGCACAACAUCGAGAGUCAUUCAGCUAUGACUUUUUUGAAUCUCGUGUCAACAUGCAACACGACCAAGAACAGACGGAAGGUGCCAUUCGGUCACUGAAUAUUGCACGCUGGGUCAUGACUUUUCUUGUGGGUCUGGGCACGGCUUUAGUUGCGUGUUUCGUCGAGUUCUGGACAUCGUUAUUGUCGACAUUUCGUACGUCGACGGUGGAAUCACUUGUUGCUGGUGAGGUGGAUGGAUCGCACAGCUUUGGCGUUGGUUACGUUUUCUACGCACUGAUUAGUGUAGGAUUUGUAUCGAUAGCAAGCUACUGUGUUGCUAUUCUUUGUCCAGUUGCUGGUGGAUCUGGUAUCUCGGAGAUCAAAGCGACACUGAACGGGAUCAAGAUCCACCGUGUUGUGCGGCUGAAAACGCUGUUUUGCAAGGCGUUUGGCAUCCUUUUUAGCGUAGCUGGCGGACUACCGAGUGGUAAGGAAGGCCCUAUGAUUCAUAGCGGCUCAAUUAUUGGUGCUGGGUUAUCACAAGGCAAGUCCUCAAGCUUUGGAGUGGAUACGAGCUGGACCAAGUUCAAGGGCUUCCGCAACGACAAAGAGAAGCGUGAUUUCAUCUCGUGUGGCGCUGCUGCUGGUGUGGCAGCUGCAUUUGGUGCUCCCAUUGGUGGUGUUCUGUUUGCACUUGAGGAGGGUGCCUCCUUCUGGCACCAGAACCUUACGUGGCGUACGUUUUUCUGCGCCAUGGUGUCCGCAUUUGUCUUGAAUUACUUCAUGACCUUUAUCGAGGCCAAUGAGUCGGCCGAACCGACACCUAAUGUGGGGCAUGGGUUCAUUGGCGGUACCUUGGGUACGCAAACGGGAACCUUUUCAUUUGGCCAAUUCCAAGGCAGCAUGGCCUACGAGGCGCUUGACGUUCCUGUGUUCAUCGUGAUGGGUAUGAUUGGUGGACUCGCAGGAGCUGCUUUUAACGGUGCCAACAUGGUAUUGACCCAGUUUAGGAAGCGUUACGUGACUCACCGCUACCUGCGUUUCGGUGAGGCUUUGCUGAUCGCUUUCAGCAUGGCAACGGCAUCGUUUUGGCUGUCUUACUUUUUUCGGCACGUGCCGCAACCUCGCUGGCGACUAUAG
Molecule: messenger RNA, 1632 nt
Organism: Peronospora belbahrii
Lineage: Eukaryota; Oomycota; Peronosporomycetes; Peronosporales; Peronosporaceae
Source: the annotation of a GenBank genome assembly